Molecule: messenger RNA, 1011 nt
Organism: Rattus rattus (black rat)
Lineage: Eukaryota; Metazoa; Chordata; Mammalia; Rodentia; Muridae
Product: vomeronasal type-1 receptor 105
Exons: 1
Coding region: 1-1011 (336 amino acids)
Biological process (GO): G protein-coupled receptor signaling pathway
Cellular component (GO): membrane
Molecular function (GO): pheromone receptor activity
Source: RefSeq, a predicted model, not a curated record
AUGAUGGGGGUGCAGAUAUGUCAAGGAAUGAUGAGUGAGAUUCUGUUCGUUUUUCCUCAGCCACACUUCUCAUAUGUGAUGAAUACGAACAGCAGACUCCACACUGAUUCUAACAUAAGGAAUACCAUUUUCACUGAAAUUGGCAUUGGAAUCUUAGCCAACAGCCUCCUACUUCUCUUCAACAUCUUCAAGUUAAUUUGUGGGCAGAGGUCCAGACUCACUGACCUGCCCAUUGGUCUCUUGUCCCUAAUCAACAUACUUAUGCUACUGAUGGUGGCAUUCAUAGCCACAGACAUUUUUAUUUCUUGGAAGGGGUGGGAUGACAUCAUAUGUAAAUUCCUUGUCUACCUGUACAGAAGUUUUAGAGGUCUCUCUCUUUGUACCACCUGCCUGUUGAGUGUCCUGCAGGCCAUCAUCCUCAGUCCCAGAAGCUCCUGUUUAGCAAAGUUCAAACAUAAGCCUCCCCAUCACAUCUCCUGUGCCAUUCUCUCCCUGAGUGUCCUCUACAUGUUCAUUAGCAGUCACCUCUUAGUAUCCAUCAUUGCCACCCCAAAUUUGACCACGAAUGAAUUUAUGUAUGUUUCCGAGUCCUGCUCUAUUCUACCCAUGAGUUACCUCAUGCAAUGCAUGUUUUCUACACUGCUGGCCAUCAGGGAUGUCUUUCUUAUUAGUCUCAUGGUCCUCUCGACAUGGUACAUGGUGGCUCUCUUGUGUAGGCACAGGAAACAGACCCGGCAUCUUCAGGGUACCAGCCUUUCCCCAAAAGCAUCCCCAGAACAAAGGGCCACCCGUUCCAUCCUGAUGCUCAUGAGCUUAUUUGUUCUGAUGUCUGUCUUUGACAGCAUUGUCUCCAGCUCAACAACUAUGUAUCUGAAUGAUCCAAUAUCUUAUUCUAUUCAACUAUUUAUGGCGCACAUCUAUGCCACAGUAAGCCCUUUUGUGUUUAUUGUCACUGAAAAACAUAUAGUUAACUCUUUGAGGUCCAUGUGUGUGAAGGUGAUGAAUGUCUGA